AAGGAAUGGGAUGCGCUAGGCGAAAUUACUAAACUGCCCUCGCCAUUUUGACGCUUCUAUCUCGCCCACCGGCCACCGCUGCCGUCUCCAUCCAUCCCGCGAGGCGCCGCCGCCGACUCCGCCUCCGCCUCCGCCUCCGGCGAUCCCCAUCCAUCACGCGAGGCGCCGCCUCCGCCUCCGGCGACCCCCAUCCAUCACGCGACCGCCGCUUCGUCGGCAUCCUCCCACCGCAUCCAUCCUGAAGAAGAUCAUCGUCAAAACAUGUCGCUCAUUUCGAAGCUGCGGUUGAUCACUGUGGAUGUCACCGGUACUCUGCUUGCCUACAAAGGGCAGCUUGGUGAUUACUACUGUAUGGCAGCUAAGGCUGCUGGGAAGCCAUGUCCUGACUACCAGCGAAUGCAUGAGGGCUUCAAGCUUGCAUACACCGAGAUGGCAAGGCAAUACCCAUGCUUUGGAUUUGCAGCGAAGAUGCCGAAUAUCGACUGGUGGAGGAUGUGCGUCAAGGAUUCUUUUGUUAAGGCUGGUUAUGAGUAUGACGAGGAGACAUUUGAGAAGAUUUUCAAACGGAUUUACUCUUCUUUUGGCUCGUCUGCUCCGUACUCGGUAUUCCCUGAUGCGCAGCCCUUCAUGAGGUGGCUUCGCGGGAAGGGGCUCACGGUUGGAAUUGUCAGCAACGCAGAAUACCGUUACAAAGACGUCAUCUUGCCUGCUCUAGGACUGAACCAGGGCUCCGAGUGGGACUUUGGGGUGUUCUCUGGAAUAGUUGGUGUGGAGAAGCCAGAUCCAAGUAUCUACAGGAUUGCACUGGAAAUGGCGGGCAAGGUCGCGCCAGAAGAGGCGCUUCACAUAGGCGACAGCAUGCGCAAGGACUACACCCCUGCACGGAGCAUCGGAAUGCACGCGCUGCUUCUGGACCGAUUCAAGACCGCCGAUGCUGAGAGCUGGAGGAAGUCUGGAGCAACUGUGCUCCCUGACCUGGUAGCUGCUCAGGAGUGGCUCAGCAAGAAUCUCAAGGAUGAGCCAGUAGCAGCUGAACAAAAUGUCUGACCUUAGAAAAUUCAGUUCCCCUGUCACUGAGCUGAAUUCCCUCUUGUUUCCUAGUUAUGAAACGAGGGAGGCAAAAGAAAUGUGCCAUUGAUGUAUUUGUAUUGUACUGAUGGAAUAGGUUAUGUGAUGGUUCUUGGCUGCUGGAUUAUGUAAGCUGUUUGGUGUUGAACUGUUGAUGCUGAUUGCUGAAUAUGUCAAGCAAAUCAGUGUGGCAGAGCAUUGUUGUAGUCUCCCAUGAACUGUGUUUCAGCGAAGAAAACUAGUUUUGUUUGGCAUCUUCGCCUGUCUGAAGCAAUAAAAGCAGGGCAAUUUCAGUUCUGUUUGUCA
Messenger RNA from Oryza sativa Japonica Group (Japanese rice), 1374 nucleotides. RefSeq lists its product as uncharacterized. NCBI's taxonomy places the organism in Eukaryota, Viridiplantae, Streptophyta, Magnoliopsida, Poales, Poaceae. The record is from RefSeq and is a predicted model, not a curated record.